CUUCCCAUGGUUUGCGCGUGCGCGCUGUGGCGGAGGCUGCGGUGCUGGAAGGGCUGUCGUUACUCUUGCGUUGGGAGGCGCGGCGGGGAGCUUCCGCCAUGGAGGGCCCUGGGCCUGGGCUCGCCGCGCGGCCGCUCACCGAGGAUGAAAUGGCGGAGGUGAAGAAGGAAAUACUACACUGAUGGGGGCCAUAUAAGCAUCUAGAUGAAGGCUUUAGAAAGGAUGCGUCCCUAUUUGUGUGACAAAAUUAUCGCGGAGAGACACUUUGAUUACCUGCGUUCAAAGAAAAUACUCACUAGAGAGGACGCUGAAGAAAUAUCUUGUCGACCCUCAAGUAGAAAGAAAACUGGGAAGUUACUGGACUACUUAGCAGAAAAUCCAAAGGGACUAGAUACUUUGAUUGAAUCUAUUAGAAGAGAGAGAACACAGAACUUCCUGUUAGAAAGGAUAACUGAUGUGGUGUUGAAAGUCAAAAAUGAAAAACUUGAAGCUCUCAAAGGUCUGAGCUGCAGCAGCUGUAUGACUUCAGUGUAUGGAGGAACAAAUAAUCUUUCUAGGUCAUAUUCUGAUGAAUCCAAUUACUAUGAAAAAGUAAAAGAAUCUACCCAUAAUCAACCAGAAGAACAGUUUAGUACAGCUGCUUUUGUGUCUGCUUCAUCUCUUCGUUCAAUGAAUUUACCGAUUGUGGAGAUGGGAAGCACAGAAAAUGCAGUCUUCUCAACCACGCUUCCAGGACCUGGGGAUCCUGGAGCACCCCCUCUUCCACCAGAACUGCAGUCUGAACAACAGGAAGCCAGUGCCAGUUCAAGUGACAGUCGUUUUCUGCCUUUAAGAUCUCGUUCUCUUCUACCACAAUGACUUCAAUGACUCUUUUUCCUGUCUCUUUCUUAAAGGAGGGGGUGUUAUGAGACUUUUACAUAUCUUUGCAGGCAGCAUACAGAAUGUUUCCAAACUUUAAAUUGCAAAUAGGGGGAAAUAGCCUAUAUGAGUGCCCCCCCCCCC
Messenger RNA from Chelonoidis abingdonii (Abingdon island giant tortoise), 1002 nucleotides. RefSeq names its product BCL10 immune signaling adaptor (gene BCL10). Lineage: Eukaryota; Metazoa; Chordata; Testudines; Testudinidae. Gene Ontology annotation, cellular component: cytosol; CBM complex. The record is from RefSeq and is a predicted model, not a curated record. Gene Ontology annotation, molecular function: transcription coactivator activity; protein kinase B binding; kinase activator activity. Gene Ontology annotation, biological process: positive regulation of extrinsic apoptotic signaling pathway; adaptive immune response; apoptotic process.